This is a messenger RNA of Polypterus senegalus (gray bichir), 1953 nucleotides long. Its product is annotated as G-protein coupled receptor 39-like. The coding region runs from base 271 to 1554 and encodes 427 amino acids. The record is from RefSeq and is a predicted model, not a curated record. Gene Ontology annotation, biological process: G protein-coupled receptor signaling pathway. Gene Ontology annotation, molecular function: G protein-coupled receptor activity. Gene Ontology annotation, cellular component: membrane. The transcript has 2 exons. NCBI's taxonomy places the organism in Eukaryota, Metazoa, Chordata, Cladistia, Polypteriformes, Polypteridae.
AGCACCAGCAAGCCCAGCACCGCCUCCAGAGUGUCACGGCUUAAUGUUUAACAGAGCCCCGCACCGUGUGUUGUAACCUACAAGUUAGUCAGCAGUGACUCCCCUGGCCGCCCCCACUUGUGGUCAGUGAUGAGCUUAAAGUUGCCGAGUGGGGAGUGAAGAGCAGAUCAGGGUCCCUGGGGCUGUAGGAGGAGACUAAGCAGCUGUUUGUUUUGCUUAUCAGCCCUGCGCUUCAAACAAAACUGCAUUUUUUAAAUCUGAGGAAGGGCCAUGGCGGACACCUCUGCAUGUAAAGACUUUUUUACCUAUGCAGUGUUACCUGAGCUGGAGCCCAGUCUGGCCAUCAAGGUCUUCAUCACGCUGUUGUAUGUUGUACUGCUGCUGGUUGGCAUCAUCGGAAACGGGAUCACCAUCAAGGUCACGCAGGUCCUCAAGACCAAAGGCUAUCUGCAGAAGAGCGUUACGGAUCACAUGGUAAGCCUGGCCUGUUCAGACAUCCUGGUGCUCCUGCUCGGUAUGCCGGUGGACUUGUACAGCUCUAUAUGGUAUCCAUUCCUGUCUGCCGCGGGUAAUGCCAGCUGCAAGAUCUACCAGUUUCUCUUUGAAACCUGCAGCUAUGCCACCAUCCUGAACGUGGCAACUCUCUGCUUUGAGCGCUAUGUGGCCAUCUGCCAUCCUUUCAAGUACAAAUCCCUGUCGGGCUCCAGGACCAUCAAGAUGAUUUGUUGCGUGUGGCUGGCGUCCGUCUUCAUUGCCCUGCCACUGCCUUUUGCUAUGGGUGUGGAGGACCCUUUAAAGCCGAUCCCGAACUUCAAUUACACAAUUAAGUCACGGCGCAGGCACACGAACUGCUAUGUUAAAAAUUCUAACUUCAGCAUCUGCACCAACCUCACCUCCAUGUGGAAGGUCUACCAGUUCAGUGUCUUCUUUGCCUUCAUCGCUUACAUUGUGGUGCUGGCCUCUGUCUCCUUCAUGUGCCAUAAGAUGAUGAAUGCCUUGAAGGCCACCCUGGCGGGCACGGAACGGGAAUCCAAAUCUGAUGGGAAGCAUGAGAGUCAACGGACCAGGGCAUCAAGGAAGCAGACCAUCAUUUUUCUAGGAUUAAUUGUUGCGGCUCUAGCUGGAUGUUGGAUGCCAAACCAGAUUCGACGGAUCAUGUUAGCCGCAGUGCCCAAGACCGAGUGGACUCUUAAGUACUUCAGGGCCUACAACAUCAUCCACUACAUUGCAGACUGUUUCUUCUACCUCAGCUCUGUUCUUAACCCGUUUCUCUACAACCUCUCUUCCAAGUAUUUCCGGCAGGUGUUCCUGCAGGUUUUACGAGGUAAAGUGACCAUCGAGCACGUCAACAAGAAGGCAUUGGACUCCACCUACUCCAGGCGCCCUCUGCUUAUCUCCACCUUGAGGCGCAGCUUUUCCAAAGCUAAGCAGAGCAGACGCCACAAAGAGAAUGCAAGGCCAGAAGGGGACAAGGAAACUCCUCCAACAGAAGAAAACAUUGGGCUCAGUGACAAAACGUCUUCAAAGAGUGAACCUAAUGAAAUCGAAGUCUGAGUGUUAAAAAUCGAAAAUGUAUAUUUUAACUUUUAAAAAAAAAUAAAAUGACCGUGCAAAUAUUUAGCGUUUCUGAACAGAACAAUGGACAGUAAACGAAGACAUUGUAUUGUCGAUGCGGCAAAUUUGUAACACAACGUUUUGUGUUCCUUUGCCGUCAUAUAUCAGCCGGACGCCAUCAUGUAUUCUACCUAACCUGUAAAAGUAUCUAAUUGGGGAAAAACAAAAAAUACAAAAGUGCAACUAAAAAAGAAGGGACCGACUUAGAAUGGCCUAAUUGUUAAAUGUAUAGCGAUGAGCAAAACUUGUAAGUUUUCGAAGUGCAAUAAAAAUUCAUUUUGUUAGUAAUUUAGCAAUUGAGAAGCACACAACUCAUUAAAUUUUCUUUACUUUUUAGAG